AUGACCAAAAAGGAAGCAAAGAAGGUCCCUGCACCUCCGUCAUGGAAGAACGCGGAGGACUCUGACGAUGACAAGCCGAAACCACUCAAUGUGGGGGGUUACUACAGCGUUGCUAUUGAGAGACUACUUCCUUUGCGGCAAUUAGCCACAUACUGUCGAUUCGCAGCAACCAGAUACUUCAUCCUCCUUACACAAGAUGAGGUUGUAGUCUUUCGUGUUGGCCGAAUCGACGAUAAGGAACUAGUGCUCAAGGAUCCUGGCACCGGGAAGAAAGGCAAACACUAUGCUUCUUUCGAGUUCAAGUCUAUUCCGUGGUCCGCCAGUGUAGAUCGCCUCAACUUUAACUUAGCAGUCUGGGCUCUAGCCUGCAUGGGGAUGAAUGACCACCACCGGGAGAUGGAGGGUCCGGGGAAUACGCCGCUGGAUGGGAUGGCGCGCCUGACAGACUGGUGCGAAGACAAAGUCAAGGGCGAAUACAACAACGUUAUCUCAGGCCGAGUUAUAAGGAAGGAGGACUAG
Diaporthe citri is the source of this 519-nucleotide messenger RNA. RefSeq lists its product as uncharacterized. The record is from RefSeq and is a predicted model, not a curated record. Lineage: Eukaryota; Fungi; Ascomycota; Sordariomycetes; Diaporthales; Diaporthaceae. The transcript has a single exon. Bases 1 to 519 code for a protein of 172 amino acids.